Molecule: messenger RNA, 1326 nt
Organism: Hemisphaericaspora subhashii
Lineage: Eukaryota; Fungi; Ascomycota; Pichiomycetes; Serinales; Debaryomycetaceae
Gene: PTC6
Product: type 2C protein phosphatase
Exons: 1
Coding region: 1-1326 (441 amino acids)
Biological process (GO): protein dephosphorylation
Molecular function (GO): protein serine/threonine phosphatase activity
Source: RefSeq, a predicted model, not a curated record
AUGUUGAAGCAAUGCUGUCGUCGCCAUAACAUACGUCAUUCCAGAUCGGUAUCAACUGCAAUUACAUUCACUGCAUUAGAUAGAUCCCCAGGAAUACCGUUAUCACAUACUGAACCAUUACGUAUUGGAAAACUACGAGUCCCUUUACUCAAGAGUCCUUCGCAUUUAGGUCAUGUCACGAGUCGAGUCAAUCGAUUAUAUAAUGAAGAUAAGUACUCAGCACAUGUACUUAAUAUUCAUGACCGAGUCUUGUUUAAUUUCAAUGUGUUUGAUGGACAUGGUGGAGAUUGUUGUUCGAAAUAUUUGGCAGAAAAUUUAUCACAAGAAAUAGAACUGGCCGAUGGACUAGCUGGUACUAGCUAUAAAGAUGGGAGUCAGACCGAAGUAAUGUUGAAGAAUUAUGCAAAGAAUAUUGGUGGAUAUUGGAGACGAUGGUAUAAAUCCCGGGAAGCAAAUCUUGAAAGCUAUCAUGCCAAUAAAAUAACCCUAUCAAAACUCCCCAACCAACUAGUGAAAGAUGAUUUAUGUUGGAGAAUCCCGCUAAGUUUCUUACAGACCGAUUAUCAUUUCAUGGAAGCCAAUGAACAAGAUCAAUCAGGAUCGACUUGCACCUCAGCCCUAAUUGAAACCAUAUAUUCCCAACCAGGGGUAUUUCAACCCUAUUAUGAAAACUACUUCUUCAAUCGUCAUACCAUAUCCCGUCUUACCAUCGCUCAAGUUGGAGACACGCGUGCCAUCUUGGUUGAUAAAAAUGGACUUGCAAAUGCACUUACAGAAGAUCAUCAUCCACUGAAUCCACUUGAAGCGGAACGAUUACGGAAAUAUGCCAUGAAUAUGAUCAUGACUGAUUCCUUCGGCGAACAGCGGUUUAUCGCCUUGGCAAACACACGAUCAUUUGGAGAUGUCCAAUAUAAGGAAGUUGGGGUGACUGCAGAACCUGAUAUAAGACAAUAUAUAAUUGGAGAUCUGAAAAAGAUAAAACAAUUUUUGACACGAGAUGAAAUCAAUAAAUAUACCAUUGGUGGCUUGGGUGGAGAUGAAGGGUUUUUGAUCUUAUGUAGUGAUGGGGUGAGUAAUAUGUUAACCGAUCAAGAAAUUGCUGAUAUUAUCAUGACACAUUUUGAUAUGAAGGGACAUACGGUAGCUACUCCCCAGAGUUGUGCUCAGGAAGUGAUUAAGUUUGUGGAAUAUGUAGGUGGGGAUGAUAAUGCUACGUGUAUGGUUGUGAGGUUGAAUGGAUGGGGGAUGUGGCCUACUGUUGAUAGGACGGGUGAGUUAAGACAAGCAAGAUUAGUCGAUUAUAACCCAAGAGGAAGAGCAGGUUAA